Molecule: messenger RNA, 780 nt
Organism: Drosophila ficusphila
Lineage: Eukaryota; Metazoa; Arthropoda; Insecta; Diptera; Drosophilidae
Exons: 1
Coding region: 1-780 (259 amino acids)
Biological process (GO): DNA integration
Molecular function (GO): nucleic acid binding
Source: RefSeq, a predicted model, not a curated record
AUGUACAGCGACAACGCCACGAACUUCGUGGGAGCGAGCAACGUGCUCAAGGAUCUGAGCGGAGCGUUCCACCGCAGUCAGGAACAAUUGAGAGGAUACGUGGCUCAGAGAGCCGUCGAGUGGUGUUUCAUACCGCCGAGGUCACCACACUUCGGAGGACUGUGGGAGGCAGCAGUCAAGGCCGCCAAACACCGGCUGCUUCGAGGAGUCGGCAACGCCAAGCUGACAGCGGACGAGCUCAGCACCCACCUGGUCGAGGUAGAGGCGCUGCUCAAUUCUCGACCAAUCGCGUCGCCAGGCAACGAUCCCAAUGAUGGAGAGGCCCUGACUCCAGGACAUCUGCUUAUCGGACAGCCUCUGAUCACGCUGCCGCAAGAGUCCGACACAGACGGAAUCUCCAGCAAGGCCAGUUGCGGAUAUUUGAGGCGGUGGCGAAUGCUGUCCGAUCUCAAGCAGCAGUUUUGGGCCAGCUGGUCCAAGGACUACAUCGCCAGCCUGCAGCAUCGCAACAAGUGGUGCGUCGAGGGCCGCGAUCUGGAGGUCGGGUGCCUGGUGCUCGUGCACGAGGACAACAUGCCACCGCAAAGAUGGCUCACAGGCCGCGUGGUGGCAACCACAGUCGGUGAGGACGGAAGAGUGCGUGUGGCGGAGGUACGGACAUCAGGAGGCGUCAUCAAGCGCGCCAUCCACAAGCUGGCAUUGCUGCCAGUAAGCAACGCUCCUAACGAGGAGGUUAAAGCGCCGAAGGCCUUCAACGGGGCCGGAAUGUUGAUUUUUUAA